This is a messenger RNA of Anguilla anguilla (European eel), 8695 nucleotides long. RefSeq names its product HECT, C2 and WW domain containing E3 ubiquitin protein ligase 2a (gene hecw2a). The record is from RefSeq and is a predicted model, not a curated record. The transcript is spliced from 29 exons. Gene Ontology annotation, molecular function: protein binding; ubiquitin-protein transferase activity. The coding region runs from base 199 to 4617 and encodes 1472 amino acids. NCBI's taxonomy places the organism in Eukaryota, Metazoa, Chordata, Actinopteri, Anguilliformes, Anguillidae. Gene Ontology annotation, biological process: regulation of dendrite morphogenesis.
CUCUUUCUCUCCCUCUCUCUCUCGUAUUCUCCUCCGGUCUCUGGACCCCACAUUCUCUCCGCCCCCUCACCCGCAAAGCUCCACCAUUUUUUGGCCUGCUCUCUGCCGCGCCGGGUGUCCACCAUUCGCCCCUCCCUCACCACGGCUGUCCUCCCCCCCCGGCCCCGCCCCCAGCCGCCGCAUCCCCCCGCCGUCGCCAUGGCGGCCACGGCCCGGGAGCACCUGCUGGUGGUGCGGCGGCGGAGCCCGCAGAUGCGCUACACGCUGAGCCCGGAGAACCUGCAGAGCCUGGCGCCGCAGAGCGGCGGGCCGCCCGAGACGCUGGGCCUGACCCGCGCCAACAGCGACACCGACCUGGUCACCUCCGACAGCCGCUCCUCCCUCACCGCCUCCACCUACGAGUUCACCCUGGGCAGGGCCCCCAACCUCAUCAUCUCCUGGGACAUCAAGGAGGAGGUGGACGCCACCGACUGGAUCGGCCUGUACCACAUCGAUGAGAACUGUCCUGCCAAUGUGUGGGACUCUAAGAAUCGCGGGGUGAACGGGACACAGAGGGGCCAAAUCGUAUGGAGGCUCGAACCCGGGCCCUACUUCAUGGAGCCUGAAACGAAGAUCUGCUUUAAGUACUACCAUGGAGUGAGUGGGGCCCUAAGGGCCACAACACCCUGCAUCACCGUCAAGAACCCGGGCGUCCUGGCUGGAGAUGAAGGCCAAGCACAAGGCCAGUCAGUGAUGGAGCACUGUCGCAAACUCGUCAGUUUUACUUUGUCAGAUAUCCGUGCUCUGGGGCUGAAGAAGGGCAUGUUCUUCAACCCUGACCCCUACCUGAAGAUGUCCAUCCAGCCCGGCAAGAAGAGCAGCUUCCCCACCUUCGCUCACCAUGGCCAGGAGAGACGAGCUUCCAUCAUCGCCAACACCACCAACCCCGUCUGGCACGGAGAGAAGUACACCUUUGUGGCUCUGGUAACAGACGUCUUGGAGAUUGAGGUGAAGGACAAGUUUGCCAAGAGCCGGCCAAUCAUCAAGCGCUUCCUGGGUCAGCUGACCAUCCCAGUGCAGAGGUUGCUGGAGAGGCAUGCGGCUGGGGACCAGCCGUUGAGCUACACCCUGUGUCGCCGUUUGCCCACUGAGCAUGUGAGCGGCCAGCUGCAGUUCCGCGUGGAGAUCACCUCCACAGGACACGAAGAGGCAUCCCCGGACACCAUGGGCUCACUCCUGGGGGCGGCGGCCAUGAACGGAGACCCGGGGAGCCCCUCAGACGACGAAGACCUGCCCCACCCUCCCCCCGGGGCCGGCCGGGGCCCCUCUCCCACAGGCUCGGCGGAUUCCUUUCCGGGCGACGGUGCGCGGAACGGGGAGGGCGGAGCCGAAGGGCGAGAGGAUGAGGAUGGGGGCGGAGCGGAGGGGGGCGGAGCCGAGGGAGGGGUCCCCAGCCACCACACGCUGAGGCAGGUGUCGCUCAACGACUACCUGGACGCCAUCGAGGCCCCCAAGGGCCCCGGGGAGCGGCCCCUGGGGGCGGCCUCGCCCAAGCUGCGGUCCAGCUUCCCCACGGACACGCGGCUCAGCGCCAUGCUGCACAUCGACUCGGACGAGGACGAGGAGGGGGCGGGGCGCGAUGGCGCCGCCGCUGAGGAGGCGGGGCUGCCAGUGCUCAACGGGGCUGCCUCCGCUGCUGCUGAGGGGCCCUCGGACGUCUUCUACCUUUCAGAGGACGAGCAGCAGGAGGCGGAGCUGCAGAAAGGGGAGGGGCCUGAGACGGAGGGAGGGCCUACUGAGCCAGAAGCCGCCACCCCUGGCCAUCUCGCUACAGUCCAGGAGGGGGUGGAAGAGGGCCAGGAGUCUGACCCGGGACAGGCAAGCGGGGCGUCUCAGGGGCCCCCCUGCUGUCCUUCGAGUAGCGGGCGCCACCCAUUGUCCCCCACAAAGGAGGAAGACGAAGGGGGGGCAAUGGCAUCCACAGACCCAGGAGGAGGGGUCAUUGCCAAGACCACGCCCACCACAGGUGAUGUGGCAGAUGAGGGGGGCGGGGCCUGCGGGGUUGAAGUGACGGGGGAAGCAGGCUUAGUCAAUGGAGAAGAGGAGGGGGAGGAGAUAUGGCAGAGGAGGCGGAGCCUGCAGGCAUCUGGGGGCGUGUCCCAAGAGGAAGAGGCGGGCACGUUAGCAACAGGAGGGUCAGUGGACUCGGGAGGGCACAGUGCCACUGAGACAGACGGAGAGUCAGGUGCGCAGGUGAAUGGCCACCAGCCCAUGCGCUCCCUCCCCUCCGUGAGACACGACAUCAGCCGCUACCAGAGAGUGGAUGAACCUCUGCCUCCUAACUGGGAGGCACGGAUCGACAGCCACGGGCGUAUUUUCUACGUGGACCACGUGAACCGGACCACCACCUGGCAGAGGCCCACCGCUCCGCCCGCCCCCCAGGUCCUGCAGCGCUCCAACUCCAUUCAGCAGAUGGAGCAGCUCAACCGCAGGUAUCAGAGCAUCCGCAGAACGAUGACCAGUGAGAGGUCAGAGGAGCAGGUUGAGAUUCCCCCUGAGGAGCCUGACUUGAUGCAUCACACCAUCCCUGAGUACCGGAGGGAUGGGGCGGUUGGCGGCUCCAGCUCCCGGUCCCGCCUCAGCCUCCUGCUGCAGUCUCCGAGCGCCAAGUUCCUCACCAGCCCUGACUUCUUCACCGUACUGCAUUCCAACCCUAGUGCCUACCGCAUGUUUACAAGCAACACCUGCCUGAAGCACAUGGUCAGCAAGGUGCGGCGCGACACCCACCACUUUGAGCGCUACCAGCACAACCGCGACCUGGUCACCUUCCUCAACAUGUUCUCCAACAAGCAGCUGGAGCUGCCGCGUGGCUGGGAGAUGAAGCACGACCACACCGGCAAGCCGUUCUUCGUUGACCACAACUGUCGGUCCACGACGUUCAUCGACCCGCGGCUCCCCCUGCAGAGCGCGCGGCCCAGCAGCCUGCUGGCGCACCGGCAGCACCUGACCCGCCAGCGCAGCCAUAGCGCCGGGGAGGUGAGCACCCGGCGCCUGGUGGGUGAUGACCCUCGCCACUCUGCCCCCCCGGUAAUCCCCCGCCCCUCCAGCACUUUCAGCACCGUCAGCCGCAGCCAGUGCCAGGACCUGGUGCCCGUGGCCUAUAAUGACAAGAUAGUGGCGUUUCUACGGCAACCUAACAUCUUUGAGAUCCUCCAGGAGAGGCAGCCAGAGCUGAUCCGGAACCACUCGCUCAGGGAGAAGGUGCAGUUCAUCCGCAGUGAGGGAGUAUCUGGCCUGGCUCGUCUCUCCAGUGAUGCAGACCUGGUCAUCUUACUCAGCUUGUUUGAAGAGGAAGUGAUGUCAUAUGUGCCACCCCACGCCUUACUGCACCCCAGCUACUCUCAGUCUCCCCGUGGAUCCCCCGUGUCAUCUCCACAGAACUCCCCUGGUACCCAGAGAGCCAACGCCCGUGCACCCGCCCCCUACAAACGAGACUUCGAGGCCAAACUCCGCAACUUCUACCGCAAACUGGAGACCAAGGGAUAUGGUCAGGGCCCAGGCAAGCUCAAGCUGAUCAUUCGCAGGGACCACCUCCUGGAGGACGCCUUCAACCAGAUCAUGUGCUACUCCCGCAAGGACCUGCAGCGGAGCAAGCUCUACGUCACCUUUGUGGGGGAGGAGGGGCUGGAUUACAGCGGCCCCUCUCGGGAGUUCUUCUUCCUGGUCUCGCGGGAGCUCUUUAACCCGUACUACGGCUUGUUUGAGUAUUCGGCCAAUGACACCUACACCGUGCAGAUCAGCCCCAUGUCCGCCUUCGUGGACAACCAUCACGAGUGGUUUCGGUUCAGUGGCCGUAUCCUGGGUUUGGCACUGAUCCACCAGUACCUGCUGGACGCCUUCUUCACACGGCCAUUUUAUAAGGGCCUGCUACGCAUACCUUGUGACCUCAGUGACCUGGAGUAUCUGGAUGAGGAAUUCCACCAGAGCCUGCAGUGGAUGAAGGAUAAUGACAUCAACGACAUGUUGGACCUCACCUUCACUGUCAACGAGGAAGUCUUUGGACAGAUCACAGAGCGUGAGCUGAAACCAGGCGGAGCCAACAUUCCUGUGUCGGAGAAGAACAAGAAGGAGUACAUUGAGCGCAUGGUGAAGUGGCGCAUUGAGAGGGGUGUGGUCCAGCAGACGGAGAGCCUGGUGCGGGGUUUCUACGAGGUGGUGGACGCGCGGCUGGUGUCGGUUUUCGAUGCCCGGGAGCUCGAGCUGGUCAUUGCUGGGACAGCGGAGAUCGACCUGGCAGACUGGAGAAAUAACACAGAAUACAGAGGAGGUUACCAUGACAACCACAUAGUGAUUCGCUGGUUCUGGGCAGCAGUGGAGCGAUUCAACAAUGAGCAGAGGCUGAGACUCCUGCAGUUUGUGACAGGCACCUCCAGUAUUCCCUAUGAGGGGUUCGCCUCCUUGCGUGGCAGUAACGGACCUCGCAGGUUUUGCGUGGAGAAGUGGGGCAAAAUCACCUCCCUACCCAGGGCUCACACAUGCUUCAACCGCCUGGACCUUCCGCCAUACCCCUCCUUCUCCAUGCUGUAUGAGAAGAUGCUGACGGCUGUGGAGGAGACAAGCACCUUUGGCCUGGAGUGACAUCCCACCCUCCCCAUCUGGCCUGUGCCCUCUGCCCCCUGGUCUCCAUGGAAGCCCCAAUCUCCAACUGACCACACACUCUGAAACACUGACCGCACGCACUCACACACUGACCACACGCGCUGGCAUACUGACUGCACAUACAGACACCGACACCCUGCCCAUGCACAAACACUGACCACACUACACAGACAAACUGGCUGCACCCCCUAAAGCCCUGGCCAUACCACUGACAAACUAAAAAUGCACACACAUCAUGCUCUGAAGCACUAGCCGCACACAAAAUACACAAUUGCUGACAUGCAAUGCGUACGACACACAGACAGGGUGCGUUUGUCACCUAUCAGGAGCGCGCGCGCUUGCGCUGAACAGAAGCACAUGCAGGCGCAUCUCACAGCCUCAUCCUGCUCGAAUACGGAGGCGGGCACAAUGAAAAGUAGGCCACACCCCCUGAGCGUCGAACUCUCACCCGUGACCGCGCCUACUCAGGUCUGUCGGGGAACUGGGUGGGAAGAAGGGGUCGAGCCUGAAAAGUGGCCUCACGGGACCCCAACAAACCCUCCCCGAUAGCACUUACCUCCGCUUUCCAUCGCCCUGGAUAUCCAAUGGGAGCCAUGGAUGAAGCUCUUCCCACCAAUCAAAAGAGGUCAAGGAAAGAAACAACAAAAAAAGAAACAAAAGUAUAAAAAAACAGUACAAAAACAUGAAUGAAUAAACACAGACUCAUGUUUUAAUAUUUAAAAUAUGAAUUUCCAAAGGAUUAUAUUAGACUCGUUGGGAGUGUAGGAGAGACCCCUGGCCUUUUCCUCUCGGGAUUAAAGAUAUGCCUUUGCUAUGGAGGGUUACAAUCACGACCCGCACAGGACGUCCCAUCUGUAGAUAGGCUGCAGUGUUCUGUGGCUGGGAUUCGUGUUGACUGGACUGCUGUACUGGGGACACACAGUUCCCUCAUCCCCCACACACACAGUGGACGAUGAACAAGUCAAACCAAGUUUUGAACUGAUGCCCAUUUGGGGACAUAAUUUCCCCUCUUUGGACUGUUCAGGUGCACACUCUCACGCACUCCCACACACAAAUGUUCACAGAUUCCAAAGUAGGAAAAGGUAUGAGUUCUAUAUGCUUAUCAACUGUUUCUUUUCUACCUACAGUAAUAACAUGACUGAGUGAUAUGCUAUGUUAUUAGCGUUUGUGAUGUCUUGAAAGCUUUAAGAAGCUUCAGGACAAUCAAUUUACAAGUACUCCAUAGCAGUUAGGCUUGGAUAUAUGGCCCAUUAUCAAUCAAACCAAUCUCUUUUGCUGCCAUUGAAUGACAGUACCUUUGCAAAUUUAGGGUAGAUUGUUUUUAUUGUUUUUAUCAACUCGUUAACGUCAAUUGUUUAUCACAGUGCUCAGUGGCUUUUUAUAACAAUGGAUUAUCACAGUGCUCAGUGGAUUUAUGCAGCGAGUAGGAGACUCAGUCGCUGUUGUAAUGUGCAACAAUCUACUAUCUCUCAUUAUCAGGCCUGACAACAGAAGUAUAAGAAUGAAGCACUGUCAUAGCUUUUAUUAGUGUUGGUUGUUAUGGAUGUAUAACUAUGAGUUGUUAUCACGUUCCUUAUUUCCUCUUUUGAAAGUCUAUGUAACAUGAACAGAAGCCGAAGAUCCGGCAUGCUGCACACACAUGCACGACACAAGAACACGUGUCCCAUUUGUGCACUUCUAAAUACACGCUCACACACACACACACAAAUGGGCAUGCCGCAUGCACACACACACAGACGCACUCUCUCGCUGGUGUAAUGGCCAAGCUUUUGAUGAAUGUGAAACAAUCACCCGUGAAUGUUUAAUGAAGGCGUUAAAAGUGAAGUUUGGAAGGGUGGGGAGUGGGGGAGGGGCAGUGGUUUGACUGACCUGGGAGGUCUCUCCAGCUGGGCUGCUGGUGGGGGGAGUGGGCAAGCACUAUACCUCGGGAUGGGACUGCCCCCCUGCACCUCAGAGGACCCAUCCCACUGUCCACGUGAACAAGAGGGCAAACUAGGGUGCCCGACGCCUGUAAUGCCCUUUGUCUGCACUCUGGAGAGUAGUUCUGUGGGUAUGGCCAGUCCAAGAAUUGACCCUCAGAAGAUUUUUAUACUGUUAACAGUGACAAAGCUAUAAACUUGUGGGACAUGCUCCCUGCUUUGAGGAUUAUUUGCAGAGCAUUUUUUUCUACUCUUAAAACAGUUGUGACUAAUAUUAAUUUAAUAAUAAGAGCUGCAAAUUGAUUGUUUCUUUCCUGUUGGUUUGCGCAUUUAAGGCUUAUUUCAUGAAGAUUUGGGCAUCCCCUAGUGGUGUGUUCACACACACGCUCUGCUCACAUGCAGUGGAUACGCCCCUUCUGUGAGGAAGGGGUCGCCACGGGUCAGUCCCCCACAUGGGACAUUGGCCCUGCCCCCUCCAUCACCCCAGUCUCUCCUGCGCAGAGGCCUUUUUAGGGGGUUCCCCUCCCGCUGGGAGAUUUCAUACUUGUAGGAUUUGUCCUCCAUUUGCUGUUGCUUCUCAUGCCCCCUUUAUUCAGUAAGGCCCCUGUGUGUGUGUAUGUGUGUAUGUUGUCUGCAUGUGUGCGUGUGCGUGUGUGUGUGUGUGCGUGCCUGCAUGCACGUGUGUGUUCCUACGAGUCCAUGUGCUUAUGAGUGUGUGUGUGUCGGAGCGGUCAUGUGUUGGUAGCUGUGUGGGUGUGUGAGUGUACUUCAGAUACACAGGUUGUGAUGUACAGGAUCCUGCUUCCUCCAUCUGCACUUGAACAAGCAACUUUUAUAUUCCAACUCCUCAGAUUUUUUACUGCAUGCAGGUCUGUUGUGUUACUCUGUGAAGUAUACCACCAAUAGGAGUGCUGGAGGUGAGAGGGGCGGGACAAUGGGUGGCAUCAUAAAAUGCCCCUCCCCUUCUUUCAGCAGACCAAAGCUACUGGACUAUGGUGUGUUUUAUAGCUUAUAAUGCAUGCUGGAGGAAUAGCAACACACAGUUCUGAGUAGCUCUUUCAGGGAGAUAGGGGCUUGAUCAUACAUACUCUCCCUGUUUCCCCCAUCAACUGUAUCCAUCUUUCUGUUCAAGGGGUGAGAGGUCAUGGGUCACAGGACAAGGCUAAUGAGAACGCUCAAAUACGUGCUCAGAUUUGAAAAAAAAGUGAGGGAAACUGUAAGUUUUACAUGUCUCUGUUUCUGUAUGUUUGUAUAUAAUUGUAUAGAAGCCUCUGUCCAGUCCUGUGUAAAUAUUUGCACUGAAUGUACCAAAGGUUUGGGGCUGGCUUAGACUCCCCAAGUCUCUCUGUAUCUCUCUCUCUCUCUCUGCCUCUCUCUCUCUCUCUCUCUCUCUCUCUCUCUCUGUGCACCCUGUCCUGACACCCCUCCUUCCUCCAUGUAAGCCAGCCUGGCUUCACCUCAUCCAACAUUUAGGGCACCUCAUGAGCAUGGACGGUCUCCCCCGCCUUCACUAGUUGGUUCAGGCAUCCCACCUGCAGCUCUCUUUCCCCGUUUGGUUUGCUCCCCCUGUUCAGGGAAGUCCACACCAGCCUCUCCCAACAUGAAGGCCUUGAUCCGUGGACCUCGGCGGUCCGCAGCGGGUCCGAGUGCCCAGCUCCGGACCGGCCUGUGCCGAGAACCGGCAGGGUUUGUGUCACACCUGUGUCAGAGCUUCACUCUAUGCAAAGCAUUUUCCUCCAUCUCACACUUAUGAUUGUAAACAUGGAACACGAGUUUUAAAAAGAACAUGUCUGCUGUGUUUCUUUUGUCAUUUCAGCUGGCUUGAGGUGGAGGCGGAGGGGACAGCAGGGUGGAUUUAACCAUUCUGCUCUUUAGGGUUGCCAUCUGGGGAUCAUAAAACAGGGUUAAGAGAGACUGAUAUAUCCAUCAUACCAGAGCCCAUAGCCUUCAUUUGUUAGCAUAGAUUGUUUACUUCUAGUUGGACAGCAGUAAGCGGAUAUGUUGCAGUCUGUCUUAACCCUGUUCAUUUAACUUUGCCAUCUCCUAGGAAAUGUGAGGUGGCCCAUUUAGGUCACCAAAGGCAAGUGGUGUCUCACUGUGAUGUUUCUUAAGGUUAUAUAAAACAGUUCUAUCAAACU